AUGGCCCUGCAAUGGGCCCAGUGGAACAACAUUCGGAAGGACCGUUCGAAGGACGUGAACCUAAAGGUCGUCACGUCCCUGCUUUUUCCAGACGACGGAUCGGAAUUAGAGCCGAUUAUUGUGGUGGCCAGGGCGUGGCACCAAGGCAGCCUGCUCUCAGGGUACGUCAGGGUGGACCAAGCGCUCGGCUACUUCGCCCACCAAGGCAGGGUGGUCAAGAAGGACGAGUUCCAACUGCUCAACACGCACGGCAGCCUCGCUUGGCGCCCGCACAAGGAGGGCGAUGACCUGCCAGGGUGUGCCCUUCAGGCAGGUCGCACCGUCCAAAACGAGCCUCUCUUCGUCGGAAUGGCGAAUGUCGAUGGAAUGAACCUGAUUGGAAAUGUGCAAGGAAAAGUCUGUUUCAUCGCCGGCAAGCGUGGCGUUGUAGAGAAAAGGUCGUUUUUCGUUCUUCUGAUGCAGGCGGAUCAAGAUCCGAGCGAGAGCGAUUACGAAUCAGACGGCUCAUUGUCUGUGUGAGAUUUAU
Molecule: messenger RNA, 526 nt
Organism: Cloeon dipterum
Lineage: Eukaryota; Metazoa; Arthropoda; Insecta; Ephemeroptera; Baetidae
Exons: 2
Coding region: 1-519 (172 amino acids)
Source: RefSeq, a predicted model, not a curated record